AUGUCCGCAUCUCAACUCCCAUCUCAACCGGCCAAUGAUCCUUUGGUCUUCAACAUGAACGUCUCGGGCAAUUCGCCCGACCGGCGUUAUCCUUUCUUCAAUGGCGGGGGCCGGCUUCCGGUGCAAACCAUCAACAACGUCGUGUAUCGGUCUCCCUGGUGUCGUCACGGGUGGCACGCUCAAGAUCGCCAGCCGUUUCACUGGAAGAAUUCUUCACGCACCAUAUAUGGCUGCCGCGGCUAUGUUCGUGAUCAUGAGCAAGCUGACGAUUGGGACUGUGGGUAUGCCGAGGAAGGGAUACAUGGAGUUGGCGUCCCUAGCAUCCAGGUGCUAAACCCAGCUUGGGACGGGCGCUUCUGGCCCUUCCCGAGCAAUGGCGAGUGGUAUAAAAGGAACGGCACUGUCUUGCCUACGACGACGUCUUCUCCAGUCAAGGCGACACCGCCUUCUUCGCCCGACCGAUCAGGUCCAUCGUCCUCUCCCUCUGCUGGCGGUUCAGCUUCUAGGGCUUCUCGCAACACCUAG
Molecule: messenger RNA, 525 nt
Organism: Peniophora sp. CBMAI 1063
Lineage: Eukaryota; Fungi; Basidiomycota; Agaricomycetes; Russulales; Peniophoraceae
Source: the annotation of a GenBank genome assembly